CGGCUCACUUGAAUGAAGAGAAAACUCAAAUUAUGGCGAGUUGUUGUUUUACGAUACUAACGGGAGUUGUAGUAUUUUGUCAACACAGACAGUGGCGAUUCAACGGGACGUCUUGGAAGAAAACUUUUCAAAGAUUUUCAUCCUCGCCGAAAGAAAAACUAACGGAGUCAGGAUCAGGACAGGUAGGGGACCUGGAUGCACAUUCACACCCACUGAGGAUGCUCUGAACUGGGAAACAUCUGCUGAAGUGUCCCCCUUAACGCAGAUAUGGCCUCAGCGACGUCCAGCCCGGGACCUGCCUCUCUGGGCUCGCAGGUUCAUGCAGCAGCUGUCAACGGAGACAGAAGCGCUCUCCUCAAACUCAUCACCGCAGAGCCCUUGCUGAAGGACCGUGAGGACCAGUUCGGCCGGACCCCUUUGAUGUACUGCGUGCUGGCUGACCGUCUGGACUGCGCAGAGAUUCUGCUGAAAGCCGGAGCAUCGGUCAACAAGACCGACCUCAGCCAGCGAACCGCUUUGCACCUCGCUGCACAGAAGGGGAACGUGCGUUUCCUGAAGCUGCUGCUGUCCAGGCGUGCUAACUGGCUGCAGAAAGAUUUAGAGGAAAUGACCCCACUCCACCUGGCCACCAGACACCCCUCACCUAAAGCGCUCGCCCUGCUCCUCAAACAUAUUGGACCUGGAGAGGUUGACACACAGGACAAGAAUAAGCAAACUGCUCUUCACUGGUCGGCUUUUUAUAACCGACCAGAACACGUUCGCCUUCUGAUCAAGCACGACUCCAACAUCGGCAUCCCAGACAGUGAAGGCAAGAUCCCCCUGCACUGGGCUGCACACAGUCAGGAGCCCAGUGCCACAGAAACUGUCCGCUGUAUACUGGAAGCAGCACCCACUGAGUCCCUGCUGAACUGGCAGGACUAUGAGGGUCGGACGCCCCUUCACUUUGCCGUUGCUGAUGGCAACGAGGCAGUAGUGGAGGUGCUGACGUCUUAUGAGGGCUGUAAUGUAACAGCUUAUGAUAACCUCUUCAGAACACCGCUGCACUGGGCUGCUUUGCUGGGCCAUGCGAAAAUCGUCCACCUGCUGCUGGAGAGGAACACAUCAGGCACUAUUCCCUCAGACAGCCAAGGGGCAACACCUCUGCACUAUGGGGCACAAAGCAACAAUGCUGAGACAGUUGGCGUAUUCCUGUCCCAUCCGUCGGUGAAAGACGAGCCCGAUCUAGAGGGGAGAACAGCGUUCAUGUGGGCUGCUGGGAAGGGCAGUGACGAUGUCAUUCGCACCAUGCUGGCCCUCACCCCAAACAUUGACAUCAACAUGGCAGACAAGUACGGUGGCACUGCGCUCCAUGCGGCCUCCCUGUCAGGCCAUGAGAGCACAGUGAAGCUGCUUUUGGAGAAGGGCGCAAUGGUUGACUCUCUGGAUGUCAUGAAACACACACCACUGUUUCGUGCCUGUGAGAUGGGACACAGAGAUGUCAUACUAACACUGAUCAAAGGUUCUGCACGUGUUGACCUGGUGGACGUAGAUGGUCACACUGCUCUACACUGGGCAGCUCUAGGAGGGAACGCUGAAGUCUGUCAGAUACUGAUGGAGAAUGGGAUAAGUCCCAAUGUACAGGAUCAUGCAGGAAGGACUCCACUGCAGUGCGCAGCUUACGGUGGUUACAUCACCUGCAUGGCUGUUCUCAUGGAGAACCACGCUGAUCCUAAUAUACAGGACAAGGAGGGCCGGACCGCUCUCCACUGGUCAUGUAACAAUGGCUACCUUGACGCUGUGAAACUGCUGCUGGGCUACAAUGCCUUUCCCAAUCAAAUGGAGCACAGUGAGGAGAGGUACACCCCUCUGGACUAUGCUCUGCUGGGGGGGCACAGUGAGGUGACUCAGUUCAUGCUGGAGCAUGGUGCUCUGUCCAUAGCAGCUAUCCAGGACAUCGCUGCCGCCUCAAUCCAGGCGGUCUACAAGGGCUACACUGUCCGCAAGGCCUUCAGGGAGAGAAAGCAGCUCCUCAUGCGACACGAGCAACUGCGCAAGGAUGCAGCCAAAAAGCGAGAAGAGGAACAGCGGAAGAGAGAAGCCGUGCAGCAAGUUUCAGGGGCCACAGCAGAGAAACGGAGGGUUUCACCCGUGAAAGCAGAGCAAGAAAAGCUGUCCUUAGUGAGCAUUAUAGAGGACUUAUCCUUGAAUGAUUCGUCUGUGGAAACAAAGAAAUCAUCCAAAGCUGAACGCACUAAGAGCAAAGAGGAGAGACACAGAGUUCACAAAAGCAGGUCCUCUAGAAGAGGUAAAGAAGCUGAACCGCAUGAUUGUCCUGAAGCUUUGGGCUGCAGUCAUGUGAUCAGUGAUGCUUCCCCCGAUGCUCUGCAGACCACAAGGCUGACAGAACUUCUCUCCCCUUCCGGCUUCAGACCCACACCUCCCUCCAUGCCCAAAUUCAGGGAACGACUUUUGUCAAACUCACCCAGUCCUUCCACAGUCUCCUCUGUGGACCAAACUGAGGCCGGUAGAAGAGACUGCAUGCCUCUAAAAAAGAGUAAUGCUCACAUGAGCGUGCAGACUGCCCGGGCAAUUACCAAUGCCCACACCUCUCCACAAAAACACAGACGACAUAAGGAGCGUACUUCAGAGAAGGCCACAACCAAAGACCAAACUCGCUCAGCCUCAUUAAGAAGGAGUUCAUCUGUAGAUCACAAAAGCCCCCCAAGAAAGGCUCAAUCUGCCGCACACGCACCAAUGUCAACACGUGCACACAGGGAGUACAACAAGGAGCAUCGCAGGAGGAGGAACGAGGCUGCACGCAUCAUCCAGCGUGCCUGGAGAAGGUUUUGUGCACGCAGACGGAGGGAGGUAAAAGCCCAUGAAGAGGUGGAGUCCAGACAUUCAAACUACACCCAUAACAGGAAGAAGGUGGAAAUCCGAGCUCAACCUGCUAAGCCAACACAGAGAAAGAGCUCUGUGCUCCAAAGCAUCUACGGCAACUCAAAGUCCAGACGAGGGCGUUCAUUUCGGGACUCUCAGUCUCAGCUGCUCUUGGACAUCCCUCAACGCACCCAGAGCCAGUUGAGCGGUAUAGACUGUGUGCCUUUGACUGACACCAUGAAUCAAGCCAAGCUCUACUCUUACCACCUGAGACCACAUAGCGCAGGACAGGGGACACGAGGCCGGGGAAAACAUUGAAAAACCACACACACACACACAUCAUGUUCUUUGAUGUUUUCUCAGCUGGCUGAUAGUCUUGCCUCUAUAGAAUUACUCUACGCAUUGUUCACUCAAUGUGCCAAGUUUUCUAAAAUUAAGCCAUAUGACAUCAGAGCCAUGACCUCACAGGGUGGGGUUAAGUCUACAGAAAAUGGUGUGUGUAAAAGAUAACCUUUCAUCCAUUGUGGAAGGAACACAUACACACUCCAUCUCCCUCCUUCUCCGUUGCUGUCGCACACACACUGAGAUAACCUUUCCUCCCGUUGUGGAGAAUGAGGCAGUCUAUCAACAGCCAGUCAUAGAGAUAGCCCACCUGCAGCCACCGACACACACACACACACACACACACACACACACACAC
Molecule: messenger RNA, 3559 nt
Organism: Pundamilia nyererei
Lineage: Eukaryota; Metazoa; Chordata; Actinopteri; Cichliformes; Cichlidae
Gene: invs
Product: inversin
Exons: 19
Coding region: 268-3177 (969 amino acids)
Molecular function (GO): protein binding
Source: RefSeq, a predicted model, not a curated record